Molecule: messenger RNA, 4282 nt
Organism: Chelmon rostratus (copperband butterflyfish)
Lineage: Eukaryota; Metazoa; Chordata; Actinopteri; Chaetodontiformes; Chaetodontidae
Gene: mcama
Product: melanoma cell adhesion molecule a
Exons: 16
Coding region: 35-1894 (619 amino acids)
Biological process (GO): angiogenesis
Cellular component (GO): plasma membrane
Source: RefSeq, a predicted model, not a curated record
AUCUGGUCUGGUCGGGUCUGGUCGGGUCGCAGUCAUGGCUCUCCUGCACGGAUCUUCUGCAGCGCUCUUUCUUCAUGUUUGCCUCCUCAGCUGCGGCGCGUGGGCCAAGGUGGAGCUGACUAUGCAUGAGAGUGUCGAGGUCUACCUGGGUGACUCGGCUCAGAUCCCCUGCCAGUACAGCUUCACUGAUGCCAGCAGCGAGCCCAGCUUCGUCAUGAUCCAGUGGUUUGUGAGAGCCGUCGACAGCGGCUCACGGAUGCGGAUCUUCUACACGGAUGGCAGUCAGCAGAUGGUGGACAACAACACAGACUACAGCGGUCGCAUCGAGGUGACUUCAGGCCUGCAGGGAACUCACCUCGUCAUCCAGGACGUCCAACUGUCCGAUGAGAGGGAGUUCUUCUGCCAGGUCAACGGGCUGGCUGCCGGGAACGCCGAGGGCAAGACCCAGCUCAGAGUGUUUGCUCCUCCAGAGGCUCCAGUGAUCGAGGGUGUCCUCGCUGGAAUAUCUGUGACCAGCGACGGGCCGUCAAAGGUCGCAUCAUGUGAGGCUCGGAACGGCUUUCCGAAACCCAACAUCACCUGGUACAAGAACAGCGCGCCGCUGAUGUCUGCACCGGGACAUGUGAACGUGUUGAUCCUGGUGACCCGGGAGUCCAGUGGCUUCUACUCCGUCCAGAGCACACUGGAGUACAAGGUGGCUAAGGAGGACAAGGAUGCUCAUUUCUCCUGCGAGGUCAGCUUUUUCGUCCCGGCGGCCAUCAGGACGGUCGAGUCCAACAGCGUCAACAUCACUGUUCACUACCCCACCACCAUGGUGGAGCUGUGGAAGGAGUCGCCCCAGGGCUUGGUCAAAGAGGGGGAUGCUGUGGAACUGCGUUGCCAGGGUGAUGGCAACCCCCCGCCGCCCUUCAUUUUCAACAGAGAACAAGAGCUGGAUGUGGACCUGGAGAGCAGCGGCGAUAUGCUGAUGCUGACGCCGGUGUCACGGAAGGACAGCGGCAUCUACCAGUGUCGCCCUCUGGACUCUGAUGGCUACACGGAGGUCAAAGGAGAAAUGCAGCUCACUGUGCACUACCUGGAUCCGGCUGUGGUGGUGCCCAAAGACUCAGAGGUCAUGCUCAAAGGAGAAGAUCUGACUGCGACCUGCAACGCUCUGUCCUCCCUGAAAACGACCACUGUCUGGUACAAGGAUGGGCAGCAGGUGGGUAAGGGGAACACGCUGCACCUGAAGGACGCCACCUAUGACACAACAGGAGAGUACAUAUGUGAGGUGACCGUUCCCUCCCUGCCCGCCCUGCACACCAGCGGCUCCGUUCACAUCAUCGUCCAAGGUGGUCCCCAGCUGGAGGGGGUGGAGCAGGAGGUGCAGCUGGAGGAGGCAGCGGGCAGGAUGGUGAACCUGAGCUGCGAGGCUCAGGGUCAUCCCGUGCCCAGCAUCACCUGGAGCAUCAUCGGCAGCCAGAACUGGCACGAGGUGGUGAACAAGGCCAACGAGCACAUGACCCACAGCGUGGUGUCCGUCAAGGUCACCUCGGACAUCAGCGCCCUGUGCAACGCCUCCAACGACAUGGGCACUGAGGUCAAGGCCUUCAGCAUCAAAGCCAUUCCCAGCAUCACGUCAGCCGCUCCCUUCUCCCCCGCUGAGGGCAGCGGCGUGAUCAUCGUGGUGAUCAUACUGUGUCUGCUGGUGCUGGCCGUCCUCGGCAGUGUUCUCUACUUCCUGCAUAAGAAGGGGAAGAUCCCGUGUGGACGCUCGGGGAAGCAGGAGAUCAGCACCAAAGAGAAGACCACCAAAGAUGACAUCGUCGUGGAGAUGAAGACCAACACAAGCAAUGAGGGCGCCGUCCUCCUGAAGGCCGUCAACGGAGACAAAAAGGGCCCAAAUGAGCAGUAAAGUUCGCGGUGUUCAGACGUGGCGUGCAGCAGGAGGCGGGACACGUGAAGCCAGCAGUCAGUGUGUGUGUGCUGGAGGCCGUCGACGCUCCCACUGAUCUGAGGCCUGCGGAGUAACACCACCUCACAGUUCGGACAUUCCCCAUCAUGCUUUGUUCUCGGCAGUAUUCACUAUAUUUACACAGCUACACGCACACACACACGCACACACAAACACACACACACACACACACACAGUUAUGUAUGUACAGAUGUGUAUGUUCUUUUGAAUGAAUGUUCGCUUCUUCGGUUCCUUCGCUGGUUUUGUACUUUUUCCUGAAACCGUGUUCAGCUGUUGGCUGUUGUUCAGUGUGUUUUUUUAUGAAAGUGUAUAUAUUAUAUAUAUUUUGUUAUUAAAGAUAUUUUGGCACGCAGAUGUUCAUUUCACGGUAGCGUCUGGGUCAUGUGCAUGUUGAUCCGUGUUCAUGGGUCCAGGUGAGUUUCAGGACAGGAUAUGAUGUCAGAGACCAAACAGCUCGUUACUGUGGGGUCACGGUCACACUGAGAGAAGGAUUAUCAGUUUGAUUCAUGGCUAUAUUGGCAGGAGGCGAUAGUGAAAUUUACCAAAAAUGAUAAAUACUGACGGAUGAACCUCUGAUCAGCUGUUCCAUCAUUGGAGACACUAAACCAGUGUCAGUCACACACACUGGCAGCCUUCUUCUGCAAACUGCUGUCCAGCUCUUGUACCUUUUGUAAAUACGAGUCGUGUACAGACCUGCUAGUGGAGGCCUUGGACUGUUACUGACGGAGAAAAGGUCGGAGUUUAGCGAUCUGCUGUGCCUGUUUUGAGAAUGCAUCAUACACUGAAUUUGUUUAGUUUCUUCGGUUUGCUCUGUGUGUUUUCUUUGUUUCCACUGAGAGCUAGUUGGGCCUGAAGCGAUGCUCCAGUGUUCGUGCAUGUUUAGCAUGUUUGCUACAGAUCACACAUACAGGACCGCUGAGUAAAGCCAGCUGAAGGUUUUCAGGCUGAUUUUUCACCUUGCAGUCUUUGCUUCUGUACCGUUUGCAGAUCAACCAGCAGAAAAACCCAGAAAGUUGUUUACCAGCACUUGCUCGAAGGUGUUCCCAGAAUCCUGAUGCAGCUGUAAUCAAAUGUUUUCUAAAACAGAGUUUCUUCUCCUCAUUUUCAAAAGAAAAAUGGGUCCAUGUAAGUACUGCUUUUAAAAAUUGCGUGAAAUUGCAAAAACACAACUGAAGCACUGUGGAGAGCAUGCUAAUCCAACAGGGGGCGAUAUAACCCUAACCAUAAACACAUUGGCCAAUGAGGAGCUUAUCCAAUAAUCUGUGCUGUGGCAGCGUUGGGUUAUGUAUCAGCGACCUCCGUAGACCAUUCUGACACCUUGGAAGAGUAACUGCCCAUUUAUGUAUAAACAUGUCAAAACCUGUUAGCAAGGUUAGCAUCAGCGCAUGUAAACAAAGAAGAUAACGCUGCACACACAAGUCACAGAGUCAGUUUUCCCUCCAUUUAUGCAUCAACACUGCAAACGGAGAGUGAACAUCUGAUCCAAAAGCUCCGUUUUCAGUGACCUUAAAUUGUUUUUUGUGUGGACAAAAGACCAAAAUACGUAGAAAAAGUUAAGUUUUUAAAGAAUACCCAGCUGUGUGUGGACGAGGCAUCAGACUGGGACAAAAACUAAAUACAGUUAAUUAUUUACAAGCUUUAAAAAUCUUUAAAAGGGCCAUUGAAGAUUCUUGAGAAACCUUCAGAAUGAUAGCAAGUGUUUUAAAUGAGCUUCUGGGUUUUAUUUUUCAGGAAAAUGAAUAUUUGGAUGUAAUGAACACAAUGAGCUGGUCCGUUUGUCAGAUUUGUAGUGAAUCAGUUAAAACAUGCUGCAGCACCUGGUUGCUCCUCUGAGGGCCUCGUUGUGAAUAUGAUGUGCUGAUUGCUCACUGUGUAGGUUAUUGUGACUUUGCCCAGAUGACUUGCAACAUUAACGAAGUAGUGAUAUGUUCUCUGAUUUCUUUUUUCCACUGAGUCGAGGUGUUAAAGUUCAGGUGCAGGACAUCCUCAGGCAACAAGAGUCCUCAUGUGCGAUGUGAUGCUGUGGUUCAGAAAAAGUGCACAAAGCCAUAACACCAAGCGUCUGCGGGGAGCAGUCAAACGUUUCGGACUUUAACCAUAAAUCUGCUCCUCGUCGUUUCAGUCGAGUACGAAUUUAAAAAAGAUUUUCUGUUUAUUGCUCUGGAUUUUUCACCAGUGGGAAAACAAGCUUGAAACUGAACUUAAUUAUGUUCUUCUUUUCUAAAUGUGUGUAAAUUAAGUACUGUACAUGUGAUUCUUUGAUGCUUGCGUUUUUUUUAUAUUUUUUGCAAGAAAAUAAUGCCAAAUAAAAAGUUUCAUUUAAAGAGA